CUUAAGACCAGAUGGCUUUGCAAAGCUCUGCUGAAAUGAAUGAACCAAUAAAUGACAUUGAAAAACAUGAUCAGAAGAAGCACUUGGGUGAUAGUUUUAUGGGGAUAGACAUGUCAUUGAAGAACCUAGAAUCCUCGUCCUUUCCUUUGGAAGUGAGGUCAAGCAGGCUUGAUUCAAUGCUUGAUGAUGUGGCAGAAUCAGAAAUCAUGUGGGAACACCUUGUCAUUGGGGAAAGGAUUGGAUUAGGUACCAUUUUUUCUUAUGGGCAAGUGUACCAUGCAGAUUGGAAUGGCACGGAAGUGGCUGUGAAGAAAUUCUUGGACCAGGAUUUUGAUGGAGAUGCUUUGGACGAAUUUCGGAGAGAAGUGAAAAUAAUGCGUAGGUUGCGGUGUCCAAAUGUUCUUUUUAUGGGUGCUGUGACUCGCCCUCCCAACUUAUCAAUUGUUUCAGAGUUUAUUCCCAGAAGUCUAUACGGAAUUCUUCACUGUCCAAAUAGUCAAAUUGAGGAGAAGCGAAGAAUUAAAAUGGCCCUAAAUGUGGCCAAAGGCAUGAACUGUUUGCACACCAGCAUACCAACAAUUGUCCAUCGUGAUCUGAAAUCUCCAAAUCUGUUGGUUAACAAGAACUGGACUGUGAAGGCAUGCGAUUUUGGCCUCUCGAGGUUGAAGCACAACACAUUUUUAUCAUCAAAGUCAAUUGCUGGAAUACCUGAAUGGAUGGCACCAAAGGUGUUGCGCAAUGAACCAUCAAAUGAGAAGUGUGAUGUGUACAGUUUUGGAGUGAUAUUAUGGGAACUUGCAACUCUGAGGAUGCCUUGGUCUGGUAUGAACCCAAUGCAGGUGGUGGGUGCUGUUGGCUUCCAGGAUCGCGGUCUAGAGAUUCCAAAAGAGGUUGAUCCUCUCGUAGCCAAAAUAAUCUGGCAGUGCUGGCAAAAAGAUCCAAACUUGCGGCCUUCCUUUGUGGAUCUCACAACAGCUCUUAAGUCUUUACAACGGCUUGUUGUCCCUGCUUAUCAGGAUGCGCAAAACCCACCUUUGGCACAAGAAAUAUCAGUAAACACAACACCUUGAACAUACUAAAUGGUAAAUAAGCUAAGAAUAUCCAUCCAUUUAUUACUUUUUGUAGUGCUUAGUAGCGCCC
This is a messenger RNA of Dioscorea cayenensis subsp. rotundata (Guinea yam), 1140 nucleotides long. RefSeq names its product serine/threonine-protein kinase EDR1-like. The coding region runs from base 12 to 1070 and encodes 352 amino acids. The record is from RefSeq and is a predicted model, not a curated record. The transcript is spliced from 10 exons. Gene Ontology annotation, molecular function: protein kinase activity; ATP binding. Gene Ontology annotation, biological process: protein phosphorylation. Lineage: Eukaryota; Viridiplantae; Streptophyta; Magnoliopsida; Dioscoreales; Dioscoreaceae.